CCUAUUCACAGUAAUUACAGAGCGCAUCAUGUUUCGCACAGUGGAAUUCGAAGUGCCGAUGUUGUUUCGCCUGAAGAUUUUACCGACGAACUGUUCGAAAAGUAUGGCAGUAAUGGCUCUUUGGAUGAUACACAGUUAAAAACAAUGUUCGUGAACUUGGGGAUCGGUAAAGAUAACGAAAAAACUGCUAACAAUCACGCUGGUGUCAAAGAAAGGUGCUUUUCAGGUUCAAGUCUUCUAGAUGUAUUUUCAAUCAACAAGACAGCAUUGAAUAAACAAAACUUUAACAAGAUUUGUCCAGCAAUUGUACAACAGAUAGAUAGUCAGAAAUGUAGUGAURAAACUGMAGAACUYGAGCCUAUUGUUGGRAAGGAAUCCAAGGCUAAAGCCUGGGGAUAUGGUUUCUUGUCUGUCUUUAUUAUCAGUUGUGCAUCUCUAUUUGGUGCUUUUGUUGUGCCGUUUAUGAGCRAAGACUUCUACAAGACCCUUCUGUUAUUCAUGGUGUCUCUAGCGGUUGGAGUGUUAGGAGGAAGUGGUAUUUUUCAUCUCAUUCCCAGUGCAUUUGGCCUUGGAAAAGAUGAUGACUUUUCCUACCUCUACAAGUGUUGUGUUAUGGUCGGUGGGAUCUAUUUCUUUUUCUGUAUGGAGUACAUCAUGAAGAUGUAUGUCAGGUUUAAAGAUGAUGAUAGUAUGCUUGGCGGCCAUGGACAUUCACACUACUUGUCAGAUGACGAAAAACACCAACAUCAGAUUCCUGAUAAUGGCAUAGCAGAAGCACAAUUAGAAAUGUACAACAUCAAGCAAGAUCACCACCAUGGUCACGCUGAGAGCUUCUGCAUUGGCAACAGCUAUUUUCCAAACAAGCCAGAACUUGCCCUGCCCUGUGCAGACUCUGAUUCAAAARUUCUCAKCAYUUCWCAGCCAUCUAUUGGUAUUGUAGACCCUAAGGACACUAAAAAGCAUAGUAAGAAAAAAAGAAGAAUAGCACCUGUUGCAUGGAUGAUUGUUUUUGGUGAUGGUGUGCAUAACUUCAUCGAUGGUCUGGCAAUAGGUGCAGCUUUUUCAACAUCAACGUACGAUGGCAUUAGCACAGCACUUGCUAUAUUCUGUGAGGAGUUGCCUCAUGAACUUGGUGAUUUUGCAGUCCUUCUCAAUGCUGGCAUGUCUUAUAAACAGGGACUAUUGUGUAACUUUCUCUCAGCAUGUACAUGCUUCAUUGGCUUGGUUGUUGGACUGUUGCUAGGAUACUCAACAUCAGCUGUCAAGUGGAUCUAUGCUCUUGCAGGAGGAAUGUUUCUUUACAUCUCAUUGGUGGACAUGCUGCAAGAAGCAACAGAGAUGUCAUGUAAAGAAGGUAAAGGAUCGAUUAAGAAAAACCUGAAGACAUUUGCUCUACAGUCCUUUGGAAUACUGUUUGGUUUUGUGGUCAUGUAUAUAUUAGCAUUAUACUCUACCAGUAUUACAAUCUGAAGUGAGCAUUUCAUAGAAUAUAGA
Messenger RNA from Actinia tenebrosa (Australian red waratah sea anemone), 1494 nucleotides. RefSeq names its product metal cation symporter ZIP14. Gene Ontology annotation, cellular component: plasma membrane. The record is from RefSeq and is a predicted model, not a curated record. Lineage: Eukaryota; Metazoa; Cnidaria; Anthozoa; Actiniaria; Actiniidae. Gene Ontology annotation, biological process: zinc ion import across plasma membrane; intracellular monoatomic cation homeostasis. Gene Ontology annotation, molecular function: zinc ion transmembrane transporter activity; monoatomic cation:bicarbonate symporter activity.